CCUAUUUAUGAUCCCUAAUUAAGUACUCACUAUAAAUUAGCCAUUAUUAUUAAUUAAUGCCAAAGUAGUAAUGAUGGUAGAGAAGAACUAAUAAGUCGGUUACAUCCCACACGGUGCAUGAUAUCCUAAGGAAAUCGGCUAUUGCCAUUUAUUAAGCACAUAAUAUACAGCAAUUACUACGAAGUCCACCACGACAUUUUGACCACUUGACGGAAUCAUCCUCGAAACAACCAAACCUUUCCAAACCCAAAUCUCAAUCUCUUCGAUCUGUCCCUAUAUAUUCUGCAUUUUCCUCUGUUAUUUUAAUUAAUUACUUCGUAAUAAUUAAUCCGCCGGCAAUACCCGCACGCUUGAAUGGAGUGGUCCAAGCCGGAAGCCAUCUGCCGGAGACACCCGGACCACAAACAACCGUCCGGCGUCUGUUCUUGCUGCCUCAGAGAGCGGCUCUCCAAGAUCUCCGGCGCCGUCUCGGUGUCUUCCGGUACAUCUCUCUCUUCAUCUCCGGCGGAGAACUGCGACUACUACUCCGCCUCAUCCUCCUCUGCCUCCGGCUGCGGUACUCCCCGCGGCCAUCGCCGGAUAACGUCCGACGUGGCGGGACGGUUCUCUUUUCUUUCGAUUGGUAGCGGCGGAUGUGAAGGCAGGUUGAAGAAGAGCAGAUCGAUCGCUUUUGCGGCGAGAAAACAGGGGCGAGGUCGCGGCGGCGGGAAGAAGAACGAAGGGUUUUGGUCAAAGCUUAUUAAAUCGACGGGUAAAAGGACUAAGAAGGUUUUCUUGCACUAGAGACCUUCAAGAAUCAACAUAUUUCUCCUGCAUAUCUUUGGGUUUAAUAUAUUUAUUUAUGUGCGCAUGGAUUUUUGGAUUUUACAGUUUGGUCUCUUUUAGAGGCAUUCUUUUUACCUGUGCGUGAAUAAUAGAUUUAUUAAAUUGGUAAUCAUGGAGUACAAGGAAAUAGAAUUUUAGUUCAUUGUAUACGCAAUUCUUUAAAUUGAAAUCUUAUCAAAUUUAAGAUAGAUUUUUGGAUCCAAUGCACAAGAUCUA
This is a messenger RNA of Cuscuta europaea, 1041 nucleotides long. NCBI's taxonomy places the organism in Eukaryota, Viridiplantae, Streptophyta, Magnoliopsida, Solanales, Convolvulaceae. The record is from the annotation of a GenBank genome assembly.